AAAUAAAGACAAAACCGACGUCGUAUUGCUUGGUGAAGAUAUUUUUUUUACGAAGUGGACUGCGGACCGAAUUGAAUAACGAUUCGUCGCUCUAGGGUUUUCUAAAUCUGUUGAAUCUUCUUGAAACCAUCGACAUGCAACUGACGCUUGAAUUCGGUGGAGGGUUAGAGCUUCUUUGUGAGUCUGUAAAGCUUCAUAAUGUCAAUGUUGAUCUACCAAACGGAGCAGAGAAGCUAACUAUGAAAGAUUUGCUUUCAUGGGUUCAAACCAAUCUGAUAAAGGAGAGGCCUGAAAUGUUCAUGAAAGGGGAUACUGUGAGACCUGGUGUUCUAGUACUUGUGAAUGAUUGUGAUUGGGAGCUCAGCGGCCAGCUUGACACCACACUUGAAGAAAAGGAUGCGGUAGUUUUUAUUUCAACGUUACAUGGUGGAUAGGUUCAAAAUAUUUGAUGAUAAAUAUUGGUUGUUUGAAUUGAGCAUUGAAGAUGUAUUAUUGAAACGUAUAGGGUGAAGAAGUGAAGGAUCGGACUGUUUUAGUAA
Molecule: messenger RNA, 539 nt
Organism: Mangifera indica (mango)
Lineage: Eukaryota; Viridiplantae; Streptophyta; Magnoliopsida; Sapindales; Anacardiaceae
Product: ubiquitin-related modifier 1 homolog 2
Exons: 4
Coding region: 135-434 (99 amino acids)
Biological process (GO): protein urmylation; tRNA thio-modification
Cellular component (GO): cytoplasm; nucleus
Molecular function (GO): protein tag activity
Source: RefSeq, a predicted model, not a curated record